GGGAUUCAAACUCCAGCCUGGGCAAGGUCCUUCUCAAAGGCUGCCUGCGAGUGAAAGGCACAACAAAACAGCAGCAUAGAAACAGGCCUGGGAGCAGACCAUGAGGCUGGAUCAAUUUGCGUUACUGAAUGUGAUAGCCUGGGGGCUGCCGCUUCUCCUUGCUCGUGGCCACGCCCAGGACUCUGCGGGCCCCAUCAGGACCACACUCACAGGGAAAGUGCGGGGCAGCCUCAACCACGUGAAGGGCACCAGUGUGGGGGUCCACAUCUUCCUGGGAAUUCCCUUUGCCAAGCCACCUGUAGGACCACUGCGGUUUGCGGCUCCUGAGGCCCCUGAGCCCUGGAGUGGUGUGAGAGAUGGGACUUCCUACCCUCCCAGAUGUCUACAAAAUACUGAUAGAGUGAAUACAUUAGUAAUGAACCUCUUGAAUUUGACCCAACCCACCAUUCCCAUGUCUGAAGACUGCCUCUACCUCAACAUCUACACACCUGCCCACGCCCAUGAGGAAUCUAACCUGCCUGUAAUGGUCUGGAUCCAUAGUGGUGGACUAGUUAUGGGCACGGCUUCCAGAUAUGAUGGUUCCAUGCUGGCAACACUUGAGGAUGUGGUGGUGGUCACUAUCCAGUACCGCCUGGGUAUUCUGGGCUUCUUCAGCACUGGAGACCAGCACGCCGCUGGCAACUGGGGCUACCUGGAUCAAGUGGCUGCUCUACGCUGGGUACAGCAGAAUAUUGCCCACUUUGGAGGCAACCCUGACCGUGUCACCAUUUUUGGCCAGUCUUCAGGUGGUAUAAGCGUGUCUUCACAUGUCUUGUCCCCCAUGUCCCGAGGACUCUUCCAUGGUGCCAUCAUGGAGAGUGGGGUGGUCCUUGCGCCGGGCUUCAUCUCCAGCUCACCUGAGGCUGUCUCCACAGUGGUGGCCAACCUGUCUGGCUGUGAGGAAACAGACUCAGAGACCCUGGUGCGGUGCCUGCGGGGCAAGAGUGAAGAGGAAGUGCUGGCUAUUACCAAGGCCUUCAAAUUCAUUCCUGCUGUAGUGGAUGGGGCCUUCCUGCCCAGACAUCCCCAGGAGCUGCUGGCCUCUGCUGAUUUUCAACCUGUCCCCAGCAUCAUUGGUAUCAACAAUGAUGAAUAUGGCUGGAGUCUCUCCAUGGAUCCUGGCAUUAUGGACACACAGAAGGAAAUGGACAGAGAGACCAUGAAGGCUGUUCUGCAGAUGUGCGCAGCACUAGAGAUACUGCCUACUGAGUCUAUUGACCUUGUGAUAGAGCAGUACGUGGGGGACAAUGAAGACCAAGAGAUUCUUCAAGUCCAAUUCCAGGAGAUGAUGACAGAUAACAUCUUUGUGACCCCUGCACUCCAAGUAGCCCAUUUCCAGCGUUCCCAUGGCCCUGUCUACUUCUAUGAGUUCCAGCAUCCACCCGACUUCUUCAAGGAUAUCAGGCCACCCCGUGUGAAGGCUGACCAUGGCGAUGAGGUUUUCUUUGUCUUUGGAUCCUCCUUCUGGGGUAAUGAAAUUGACUUCACUGAGGAAGAGGAGCUGCUGAACAGGAGGAUGAUGAAGUAUUGGGCCAACUUUGCUCGAAAUGGGAACCCCAAUGGCGAGGGCCUGCCCCACUGGCCUGCACUGGACCACAAAGAGCUGUACCUGCAGCUGGACAUUGAGCCUACUGUGGGCCGUGCCCUGAAGGCCUCCAGGGUGAAGUUCUGGACAGAGACCCUUCCCCAGAAGAUCCAGGAGCUAAGGAGGGCUAAGGAGAAGCACACAGAGCUGUAGCUCCCUGUGUGGGGAGGAGGGUGGGACUGAGUGCAAGUGGCAUCUGCCUGGAAUGUUCUAUGCUCACUGAGGGCCCUGGCUUGACUCUGUGUUCACAAAGCCAUUCAUCCACUCUUCCUCCAGCCAACCAGGCUAUGAAGAACCCACUGCAAAUGUUUGUUGUGAAGCUUGCCAUAAGUCCCCUCUUGUUAGACACAUUCACUACAUCCCCAGGGAGCUAUGGAUGAGUGAGUCUUAAUGACCAUCCACCUUCUCCCACUGUCUCAGACCGCUCCCUACUCUCUCUCCUUUCCUCUCAGUCCCACACCCUCCUCACUUUGAGAAAUGUGCUUUGGCAAGCAUUGCAGCACGUGGGUGCCAGAAUCCCACAUCCACUUCUCAGCAAGACCCCAUGUUCUCAGGUCUAUAAGGAGCCAAAAGCAAUCUGGGCACCAGAAGCCCCAGCAUCUUAGUCUGUUUGGCAUGCUGUCUGUUUUGGAAGCUGCAAAAUCCAGAAAGUAGCCAGGAGACCUGAGGUCUGGGGAGGGUUUGGUGUGGGCUCCUCUGUAGCACCUUGUCACUAUUUCCUCAUAUGGCAGAAGAGAUGGGCAAGCUCCCUCUGGCCUCCUUUAUAUGGGCACCAAUCCACUUCUCCUUCCAAAAGUUUCUCUCCUUAAUACUAUCACACUAGAGACUUGCUUUCUAUAUGCAAAUACGGAGAUUGUAAACCUUCACACCACCAUUCUCAAUGUUCCCAGAUUUUAGCCAGCGAGGCUACAACUAAUAAAAGUGUGAAAGUCUUUGUCCUA
Messenger RNA from Chinchilla lanigera (long-tailed chinchilla), 2565 nucleotides. RefSeq names its product acylcarnitine hydrolase-like. Gene Ontology annotation, molecular function: carboxylic ester hydrolase activity. The transcript is spliced from 12 exons. The record is from RefSeq and is a predicted model, not a curated record. Gene Ontology annotation, cellular component: intracellular membrane-bounded organelle. Bases 101 to 1777 code for a protein of 558 amino acids. Lineage: Eukaryota; Metazoa; Chordata; Mammalia; Rodentia; Chinchillidae.